Saccostrea cuccullata (small rock oyster) is the source of this 531-nucleotide messenger RNA. RefSeq lists its product as uncharacterized. The transcript is spliced from 6 exons. The coding region runs from base 1 to 531 and encodes 176 amino acids. The record is from RefSeq and is a predicted model, not a curated record. Lineage: Eukaryota; Metazoa; Mollusca; Bivalvia; Ostreida; Ostreidae. Gene Ontology annotation, molecular function: oxidoreductase activity.
AUGCCAGAAUUACAUAGGCCUAUUUAUUUUAAAUUAAACACUAAUUCUUUCCUGAAGUGGAGAAGCAGAAAAACUCAACAUUUAUUUCAGGUAAACAAUGCAGGGAGUGCUCAAUAUGUCAACUAUCUUGAAACAACAACGGAAGUGUUUGAUACUACCUUUAAUCUCAACAUCCGGGCCCCCUUUUUUCUCACCAAGCUGUGUACCACACACUUGAAGAAAACGAAAGGAUGUGCGGUGAAUGUCUCAAGCCUUGCGGGACAACGUUCAUUUCCGAUUGCAAUGGUGUACGGAAUGACUAAAGCAGCCAUGGACCAGUUUACAAGGACUCUGGCGGUUGAUCUGGUGAAAGAUAGUGUUCGGGUUAAUUCAUACAUAGAAAAACAGAAGGAACUACAGCCUCUGACGGGAGCUGUUGAACCGGAAGAGGUUGCCAAGGUGAUCCUGUUUCUAGCCUCGGACCAAUCAUCAUCGAUCACAGGAGAACUAAUUUAUGUGGAUGGAGGGCGUCACGCAAUAAUGCCCUUGUGA